Calypte anna (Anna's hummingbird) is the source of this 2171-nucleotide messenger RNA. RefSeq names its product metastasis associated 1 family member 3 (gene MTA3). The transcript is spliced from 19 exons. Gene Ontology annotation, biological process: negative regulation of transcription by RNA polymerase II. Gene Ontology annotation, molecular function: sequence-specific DNA binding; transcription coactivator activity; transcription corepressor activity. NCBI's taxonomy places the organism in Eukaryota, Metazoa, Chordata, Aves, Apodiformes, Trochilidae. The record is from RefSeq and is a predicted model, not a curated record. Gene Ontology annotation, cellular component: nucleoplasm; NuRD complex.
CGCUCCCUCCUUGCCCAGCCCGGCCCGACAGAGGCGGCGGGAGGAGGAGGAGGGCGCAGAGCGCAGACAUGGCGGCCAACAUGUACCGAGUGGGAGAUUAUGUUUAUUUUGAAAAUUCUUCCAGCAAUCCAUAUCUCAUUAGGAGAAUUGAAGAACUUAACAAGACUGCCAAUGGAAAUGUGGAGGCAAAAGUGGUGUGUUUUUACAGGCGAAGAGAUAUUUCCAACAGCCUGAUAAUGCUUGCAGAUAAGCAUGCUAAAGAAGUUGAAGAAGAAUCUGAAACUACUGUUGAGGUUGACUUGACUGAUAAACAGAAACAUCAGUUGAAGCACAGAGAGCUCUUCCUUUCUCGCCAGUAUGAGUCCCUUCCAGCAACACACAUCAGGGGAAAAUGCAGCGUUGCACUUCUGAACGAGACCGAGUCAGUGCUGUCCUAUCUGGAGAAAGAGGAUACUUUUUUUUAUUCAUUGGUAUAUGAUCCAUCAUUGAAAACGCUUUUAGCAGACAAGGGAGAAAUCAGAGUGGGGCCUAGAUACCAAGCAGAUGUGCCAGACAUGCUUGCAGAAGGAGAAUUAGAUGACAGAGAACAGGCAAAGCUGGAAGUAAAAGUAUGGGAUCCAGAUAGCCCCCUUACUGACCGUCAGAUUGACCAGUUUUUAGUUGUAGCACGUGCGGUUGGCACGUUUGCUCGAGCAUUGGACUGCAGUAGUUCUGUCAGGCAACCCAGUUUACACAUGAGUGCAGCUGCUGCUUCCCGAGACAUCACACUGUUUCAUGCAAUGGAUACACUGCAUAAACACAACUAUGAUUUGAGCAGUGCCAUCAGUGUUCUUGUGCCACUUGGUGGGCCUGUCUUGUGUAGAGAUGAAAUGGAGGAGUGGUCUGCAUCAGAAGCUAGUUUAUUUGAAGAGGCACUGGAAAAGUAUGGCAAGGACUUCAAUGACAUUCGACAAGACUUUCUCCCUUGGAAGUCACUGACUAGCAUCAUUGAGUAUUAUUACAUGUGGAAAACCACUGACAGAUAUGUUCAGCAGAAACGUCUGAAAGCAGCUGAAGCAGAAAGUAAAUUGAAGCAAGUAUACAUCCCCACCUACAAUAAACCAAAUCCCAAUCAGAUAUCCAGCAACAAUGGGAAACCUGCUGCAGUCAAUGGAGCAAUGGGAGCCUCGUAUCAGGCACAGGCUGCACUAAUAGGGCGGGCUUGUGAAAGCUGCUAUACUCCCCAGUCACACCAGUGGUAUUCCUGGGGUCCUCCCAACAUGCAGUGUAGAUUGUGUGCUUCUUGCUGGAUUUAUUGGAAGAAAUAUGGUGGCCUCAAAAUGCCCACACAUACAGAUGAAGAUAAACUGUCUUCCAGUCAACCUACAGAGGAGCCCCACGUUAGAACUCACUUGUCCCGGCAGGCCACGCAGGGGACUCCGGUCCGUAACACCGGGAGCCCGAAGUCGGCAGUGAAAACCCGUCAGGCUUUCUUCCUGCACACAACGUGUUGGACAAAACUGGCUCGGCAGGUCUGCAAAAACACCCUGAGGCUGCGGCAGGCAGCGAGGCGUCCCUUUGUCCCUAUUAACUGUGCUGCCAUUAAGGCAGAAUAUGCAGAUCGACAUUGUGAAGUUGCUGGAAAUCCUCUGAAGAUCAAAAGUACCAGAAAACCACUGUCAUGUAUCAUUGGGUAUUUAGAGAUUCAUCCUGCAGUGAAACCCAAUGUAAUCAGGUCAGCACCAAGCCUUCAAAGUCCAAGUGCAAAACGACUGCUUGCACCUUCUAAUCACUCUUCACUAAGUAUUUUGGGAAAAAGAAACUACAGUCAUCAUAAUGGUCUUGAUGAAUCAUCCAGCCAUCCAACAAGAACAAUAAUGCAUGCUUCUCCCUAUGUUCAUACGACUAAUGGUAGGGCCUUGCAGGCCAAUGCAAGUGCCAUUAAGACAAGCGCCAUUCCAGUCAUUAAAAGACAGAGGCAAAACUGGCUUGAUGCUUCAGAUGAUGGUUUCUUUAUGGCUACAGAAGAAACCAGGUAAGAGAAACAAAAUUCAUAAAAAAUCCGUAAGAAGUUCACCAGAUCCCAGCUGAAAAGAGCCUCCAGAACACCUUGUUCUCCAAUCAUCGCCAAGACAAAGGCUUUCAUGAACAAUAGGCAGGCACGAACAGAGCCAGGAACCAUCAUGCACUGA